AUGGAGUUAAAAUUAGUUUUGUUUUCUUUUUUCAGUGACAGUUGUGACAUAACCAGCGAUCAUCCCUCGACUUCAUUAGUCAUUUUAACCACAGCAAUCACUUGGGGUUGUUCCAUGAAAGAUGUUGAAAGGAAACAAAAAUAUUUAAAUGAUUUAUUCAUUGUCUACAACCUUUCAUAA
Molecule: messenger RNA, 180 nt
Organism: Clunio marinus
Lineage: Eukaryota; Metazoa; Arthropoda; Insecta; Diptera; Chironomidae
Source: the annotation of a GenBank genome assembly